This is a messenger RNA of Gordionus sp. m RMFG-2023, 1351 nucleotides long. RefSeq lists its product as uncharacterized. The record is from RefSeq and is a predicted model, not a curated record. NCBI's taxonomy places the organism in Eukaryota, Metazoa, Nematomorpha, Gordioida, Chordodea, Parachordodidae. The coding region runs from base 26 to 1309 and encodes 427 amino acids. The transcript has 15 exons.
UAACCCAUAUAAAAUACGACACAAAAUGUUUUUAUUAAGAGCCAUGAAGGGUAAAAGGGACGUUCGUGAAUCGAAUAGGAAAUAUCCAUUCAUUUCAUUAUUCCGAAAAAAUCCUAAGAAUCAAACUAAAGAGCUACAGGAAGAAAUAACUAAUCCUUCUAGAAAAUCCAAGAGUGAAGCUCAUGCCAUGGAUAUGGAGAUAUCAGAAGCUGGUAGAAUCGAUCAUAGUAACAGAGAUUGCGCUGGAGCCAUCAAUACUUCCUCAUUACAUUCUGGAGUUGGGAUUCAUUAUAAUAACGCAGGCGGUGUUGGAGAUAUUCUGGUACCUGCUUUAUCCGAUUCAAAUCAGUAUUAUUAUCACGAAAAAACCGCUACCCCGAAUGACAAUGUCUGGAACAAAUCAUAUCCGUACGUUCAAAAUUCGGAGUACGAUGAUUCGAAUUUAAAGACCGAAGGAGACUUGCUUAAAUAUGCUUCUAAGGAACAUUAUUAUUAUCCGGCUACCGAUCAAAAUGAUGGGGUAGGAUAUGAAUACCAAAAUAAAGAAUAUUACGCAGAGAAUCAUAAUUUUAAGAUGUGGGGAGACGCCUAUCAACAAGGCUAUUAUGACGGUGCGGCUAAAGUUCAGAAAAACGCGUAUUCUGGCGAUGUGCAUGAGGCUUAUUAUUACGAUGCAGGUGCUAUUGAGACAAAAGCAUAUUAUGACCCUCUCACGAGUGCGUAUUAUGAUUCCGGUGAAGUUAAGAAAAACGCGUAUUCUGGUGAUGUAAAUGGUGCCUAUUAUCAUGAUGCUGGUGCAUUUGAGGUACAGACAAACGUAUAUUCUGGAGCUGUCACUCAUGCGUGUUAUAAUGACAGCGCAGUUGAAAAAAACGCAUAUUCUGGCGAUGUAUAUGAUGCCUCAUAUUACGAUACAGGUGCAAUUGAGGUUCAGACAAACGCAUAUUCUGGAGAAGGAACUGAGGUGUGUUAUGAUAUCAGUGUAGUUGAAGUUAGGUCAAAUGCGUAUACUGACCCCAUCUCCGGUGCAUAUUACGAUUCCGGCGCAGUUAAAAAAAACGAAUAUUCUGGCAAUGUGAAUGAAGCCUAUUCUUAUGAUGCCCCUGCAAAUGAGUUUCAGACUAGUGGAUAUUCUGACGCGGUACCUGAUGCGCGGUAUGUUAAUGACGAUUAUGGAUAUACGGAUUAUAAUUACGACUAUGCAAAUAAAAAUUUUGAUGGAGUCCUAGACUUUGAUAACCCUUCUCAUAUGACAUCACUGGAAAACAAUGAGACAUGGACACAUUAUACUGAUCAAGUCGUACAAUGAUGGAAAAUAAACUCAAGCUUUAUCUACAAAUUUUGAACGAUC